UGCGCCCUCCCGCUGCCGCCGCUUGUUUGCUUUGCCACUCUUUCCUGCGUGCUCUCCCUCUCACCUGCUGCUGCCAAUAUCUCAAUGCCCACCAACCUGAAGAUUCACCGCACCAUCUCCCACUGGUACUAGUAGUAUCCACCCCGUCUUCGUGUAGCUGUGCCCGUGCGGGAUUGUUUCGGAGCCACCGGAGCCGGGGACUUCUCGAGAUAAGCUGAUGUCGCCUGGGACUCGGGCAUCGUAAAACAGAGUUCUAGUGCCCCUGACCAACCAGCAAGUCCCCUUCUCAAGUUGGUUUUUUCGCUCUGCCCUGCCAUGGGUAAGCCUAGAGGGAAGGCCAAGAAAUCCGCUGAGGAUGCGAGGGACGACGACGACGGCAGUGGCAGCGAAGAGGCCGCUCCGACCGACCACAAGAGGAGCGGCAGUCCUCUGAAGCCUCUCGGGGACGACGGAGCCGGCGAAGAAGUGGAGGACAUCGCCAAGGUCGCGGAGGCCGCAGACAGCGUGAAACCGGUCGUGCCAACCAAGGGUGCCGACGGCACGGUUGGCGGUAAAGUUCCUGACGGAGCGAUGAAGAGGCCGCGGCGGCGCCAGCGGCGUCUGCAGGUGAAGCGAAGCUCCGAGUCGGUUGAGGACGUCGGCGACAAAGACGGUGACGACGUGAGGACGAAAUCGAACGGGUUCCGGCGAAACGGAAGCCGCCGGAAGAACUCUACUCCCCGGCGGGCAGCCGAGGCGGGAGUAAGUGUCAGUGUGUGAUCGGUGGGUUUAGCAAAUGGGCAUUGAUAGGAUGUGCUACUGAUGCUGGUCUUUUAUUUUAUGUUACUAGCACUACUCUACUAGCAGUACUUUGUUGCAUGGAUCGUCAAACGUACGUCUAGAAUCUACUCCUAGAUGCUUCGUGUCUGUGAGCAUGAGCAUGUUUUUUAGAGAUUAUGAUGAGCAUAUGCCAUCAUGCCUAGUUGUAUGUUCUUCCACUCGUUUUGGAUAACAAGGUGGCUGUGGCCUUAGGUGACUUAACUGCACUGGC
Triticum dicoccoides is the source of this 1030-nucleotide messenger RNA. RefSeq lists its product as uncharacterized. The transcript has 2 exons. Lineage: Eukaryota; Viridiplantae; Streptophyta; Magnoliopsida; Poales; Poaceae. The record is from RefSeq and is a predicted model, not a curated record. Bases 316 to 759 code for a protein of 147 amino acids.